UUAGGUGGGUUUGAGGAUGAAGAAAAUGCAGGAAGGGCUCAUAAUUUGGCAGCAUUGAAGUACUGGGGACCAACAGCUACCACAAACUUUCCUGUUUCUGAUUAUGCAAAGGAAUUGGAGGAGAUGAAACAUGAAGGAAAGCGAGAAUUUCUUACUAAACUGCGAAGGAAAAGCAAUGGUUUUGCUAGGGGAACAUCCCAAUAUAGGGGAGUUACAAGGCACCACUACCGUGGUAAAUGGCAAGCAAGAAUUGGACGAGUUUCUGGAAACAAAGAUAUAUACUUGGGAAUAUUUGAUUCAGAAGAGGAAGCCGCAGAGGCUUACGAUAUUGCAGCUCUAAAAUAUAGAGGUGCAAGUGCUAUAACAAAUUUUGAGGCGAGUCGAUAUGAUAUGGAAGCUAUAUCGAAGAAUCCUCUUCCAAUUGCUCGAGCAACAAAACGCUUGAGACGUUCUCGACAAUCAGAAAAGAAUGCUCCUGUGACUAGAAUUGAUCAACCUCAAUGCACAAAUAUGGAUAGCAGCAACUUUCAGUCCACUGCUUCAUUACCCUAUGAUCCUUUCCACCAUUUUCAUCCUCCCACCAAUACAGAAAUUGGCACAGUACAGUCUGCUGAAAUUCCAACCAAUGCAGGCACAAUAAUCGCAGGCAAUGCCACCAGCAUCUGAGUUAUUUCUUUGCUAAUUUGACUAUUCUGAUAAAUAUUGCUUGUUAGUAUCAUAUGAUAAAACCUUCUUUGUUUACAUCUUAGCUUUUGAUAUUUUCAUGCCAAUGAGACUUGAAAUGUGCAUGAAUGAAGUGAAGUGUUUCUUGAUUGUUAGUAAUCCUAAUUUUUAAUACAUGACGCAUUCUCCUGACAAUGAUA
This is a messenger RNA of Lathyrus oleraceus (garden pea), 863 nucleotides long. Its product is annotated as AP2-like ethylene-responsive transcription factor AIL6. Gene Ontology annotation, biological process: regulation of DNA-templated transcription. Gene Ontology annotation, molecular function: DNA-binding transcription factor activity; DNA binding. Lineage: Eukaryota; Viridiplantae; Streptophyta; Magnoliopsida; Fabales; Fabaceae. The record is from RefSeq and is a predicted model, not a curated record. The transcript has 5 exons. The annotation marks the transcript as partial.